AUGAAGGUCACAUAUGCAUUGACAGCUUUGAGCUUGCUCGGCGUAGCAAUUUCUCUCCCUACUCCAGUUGAUACAAGAGAAGCACACAGCAGCGAAUCCACAGUAGAGGCAAAACGGGAUGCUGCACCAGCAGAAGAAGCUACCAACUAUUUCUAUGCUGUUCAGAAGAAGGAUGCUGUGCCCGAAGAAGCCUCCAACAUUUUCUACGCUGUUCAGAAAAAGGAUGCUGCGCCAGAAGAAGCUACAAAUUUCUUUUAUGCCGUUCAGAAACGAGAUGCCGUGCCAGAAGAAGCCUCCAACAUUUUCUAUGCUGUUCAGAAGAAAGAUGCUGAACCAGAAGAAGCUGCAACCAACUGGUUUUAUGCUGUACAAAAGCGGGAUGCUGUGCCAGAAGAAGCUUCCAACAUUUUUUACGCCGUUCAGAAGAAGGAUGCCGUACCAGAAGAGGCUGCCACCAACUGGUUUUACGCUGUACAAUAG
Botrytis porri is the source of this 480-nucleotide messenger RNA. RefSeq lists its product as uncharacterized. The transcript is spliced from 2 exons. The record is from RefSeq and is a predicted model, not a curated record. Bases 1 to 480 code for a protein of 159 amino acids. NCBI's taxonomy places the organism in Eukaryota, Fungi, Ascomycota, Leotiomycetes, Helotiales, Sclerotiniaceae.